CUUCCAGUUGGACAGUGGCAAAAUCUCAUGCAAAAGCUUGUGGACAAUGUGGUCAACGAAAAGUCUACUGAAAUGGAGCGGGAAGCAACCCUGGAGGCAAUCGGAUAUAUCUGCCAGGAUAUUAACUCGGAAAUUCUUGAACACCAGUCCAAUCAAAUUCUUACGGCCAUCAUCCACGGCAUGCGCAAAUCGGAGCCCUCCAAUCACGUCCGAUUGGCCGCUACGAAUGCGUUAUUAAACUCAUUGGAAUUCACAAAGGCAAACUUUGAGGAGACGGCUGAGAGAAACUAUAUAAUGGAAGUUGUUUGUGAGGCGACACAGUCCAGUGACACACAAAUCUGUGUAGCGGCUCUUCAAUGUUUGGUGAAAAUUCUAAGCCUCUAUUAUCAACAUAUGGAAGCGUACAUGGCACAAGCUUUGUUUCCUAUCACCCUAGAGGCAAUGAAAUCGGACAACGAGCAGAUAGCAUUGCAGGGUAUUGAAUUUUGGUCGAAUGUAAGCGAUGAGGAGAUCGAUCUAGCUAUUGAAGCGCAGGAGGCAGCAGAUGCCGGACGGCCUCCGAAUUGUGUUUCACGCCACUACGCUCGAGGAGCCCUCCAAUUCCUCGCUCCUGUCCUGAUGGAAAAAUUGACCCGUCAGGAAGAGUUCGAUGAUGAGGAUGACUGGAACCCUUCAAAGUCCGCGGGUGUAUGUUUGAUGCUGUUGGCCACCUGCUGUGAAGAUGAAAUCGUUCCCCACGUUUUGCCGUUCGUGAAUAAUAACAUCAAAUCAUCCAACUGGCGCUAUCGAGACGCUGCGUUGAUGGUGUUUGGAUCGAUUCUCAGUGGGUUGGAAGGGAACACUCUCAAACCGCUUGUCGAGCAGGCUAUGCCAACGUUGAUUGAACUGAUGUAUGACCAGAGCGUUAUUGUCAGAGACACUUGCGCGUGGACAUUUGGAAGAAUUUGCGAGGUAAUACCUGAAGCUGCAAUCAACGAGCAGUACUUGGAACCAUUGUUGAAGGCACUCCUGAGUGGACUGAAAUCCGAACCACGUGUUGCAACCAACGUUUGUUGGGCUUUCACCGGCUUAUCAGACGCAGCCUACGAGGCAGCUAAUGAUGAUCCGCCCCCAACGUACUGUCUGUCGCAGUACUUCGAUUUUAUCAUCAGUAACCUGCUGGAAACAACCGAUCGUGCUGAUGGCGCACAGGCAAAUCUUCGUUCAUCUGCGUACGAAGCAUUGAUGGAAAUGAUCAAAAAUUCACCGCAAGAUUGUUACGUUUCCGUGCAGAAAACCACAAUGGUCAUCUUGGAACGAUUGAAUCAGGUGCUCCAAAUGGAAUCGCACAUUUCCACUCACACCGACCGGCAUCAAUUCAACGACUUACAAUCUCUACUAUGUGCCACAUUGCAAUCGGUUUUACGAAAAGUUGACGCCAAGGACGCUCCCCAAAUCUCGGAUGCUAUUAUGACAGCCCUGCUAACGAUGUUCAGUUCAAGUUCCGGCAAAGUUGGAGGUGUUCAGGAGGAUGCUUUGAUGGCUGUAUCAACGCUGGUCGAUUUGCUCGGAGAAGGCUUCAUCAAGUAUAUGGAUGCGUUCAAAGAAUACCUGUACAUGGGAUUGAAAAACCAUGAAGAGUAUCAAGUGUGCUGCACUGCUGUCGGCCUCGCUGGUGACAUCUGCCGAGGAUUGAAAAACAAAAUUCUUCCGUACUGUGAUGAAAUUAUGACGUUGCUAUUGGAAAAUCUCAGCAAUCCCUCGAUUCACCGUAGCGUGAAACCACAAAUUCUGUCCGUUUUUGGCGAUAUGGCACUGAGCAUUGGACCCGACUUUAAAAAAUAUCUUACCAUUGUUCUGCAAAUGUUGACGCAUGCUACGCAGGUGCAAAUUGACACGACUGACUAUGAUACAAUCGAUUACUUGAAUGAACUGCGCGAGAGUGUCCUAGAGGCCUACACCGGCAUCGUUCAGGGACUGAAAGGCCUCGACAAAACACCACAUGAAGAUGUUAACUUGCUUCAGCCCCACGUGGCAUUCAUUAUCAACUAUAUCACCUCGAUUUCGAAAGACACCGAGCUGUCGGAUGGAAAUAUAGCUAUCGCUGCAGGAUUAAUUGGUGAUAUGUGCACGGCUUUUGGUCCUCCACUGUUACAACUGGUUGAAGAUCCACAAAUUCAGCAGCUCUUGAACGAAGGCAAGAAAUCGUCCACCUCGCGAACUAAGACCCUCGCGAAUUGGGCUCUCAAGGAGAUAAAGAAACUUAAGCCACAAGUGAACGAUGCGAGUUGGCGACAUUAAUGAACACUGGUUGUCGAAAGAGUCUAUUGAGCGAUAAAAAACAACCUCUGUGUGAUUGAAGAAGUAUGAACGAGAGUAGACGGAUGAAAAAUGUGGUGAAAGCGCAGGAAACUGAGGCACCUUCUUGUAACCAUACUCAAGUGAGUUAUUGCC
Messenger RNA from Toxorhynchites rutilus septentrionalis, 2433 nucleotides. RefSeq names its product importin subunit beta-like. Lineage: Eukaryota; Metazoa; Arthropoda; Insecta; Diptera; Culicidae. The record is from RefSeq and is a predicted model, not a curated record. Gene Ontology annotation, biological process: protein import into nucleus. The annotation marks the transcript as partial. Gene Ontology annotation, molecular function: nuclear import signal receptor activity. The transcript is spliced from 3 exons. Gene Ontology annotation, cellular component: cytoplasm; nucleus.